UAGUAACCGGGAAAAAGUCGUUUUCAAAUCAUGUUCAAUGAACAUAAACAUAUUGUAUAUCGGUUAACCUUCUGAAACAAGUUGCAUUAAUAAGAAACUUUAUGAAACCUUAAGUGAUUUUGUUUCUUAACUUAAUGUAUAACUAGUAGAUUCUGUUUUGAAUAAUCCAAAACCAGAAGAAUCCUCUGGUACUGGUCUUAUUUAUCCUGGUGUGGAUACAGCAUUUAAAUUACUUUUAUCAGCUAGAUUUUGUUCAGCUAUAUGGAGUCACAUAACAGAUUGUGAUGAGACUUAUAAUUAUUGGGAACCUAGUCAUUAUUUACUUUAUGGUACUGGCCAACAAACAUGGGAAUACAGUCCACAAUAUGCAUUAAGAUCAUAUACAUAUUUGUUAAUUCAUAUGGUACCAGCAAAACUCUAUCAUUAUUUGUUAGAGCCUAAUCCUGUUCUAGUCUUCUAUUUUGUAAGGUGCUUAUUAUCUGUGGGUUGUGCAUUAUCUGAAGUAUACUUUUAUAAAAAUGUAUGCAGAGAAUUUGGAAUUCAUAUAGGAAGAUUAACAUUAGUAUUCCUUAUACUAAGUUCUGGCAUGUAUAUUGCUAGUGCUGCAUUUUUGCCAUCUUCUUUUUCAAUGUAUUUAAGUACUGUAGCUACAGCAGCUUGGUAUGCCCGUCAGUAUGAAUUAGCCAUUUUUGCUACUGCUAUAUCUGCCUUGUUAGGAUGGCCAUUUGCUGCACUACUUGGAAUACCAAUUGCAGUAGAAAUGUUAGUACAGAAACAAGAAUGGGGUCAAUUCAUAAAGUGGGUAAUCAUAUCUGGUGUAGUAGUUUUAGUACCAGUAGUAUGGAUUGAUUCAAUGUAUUAUGGCAAACUAGUAAUAGCACCAUUAAAUAUUAUAACAUACAAUGUGUUUACUAAUCAUGGACCAAAUAUUUAUGGAACUGAACCGUUUAGUUACUAUAUCUAUAAUGGAUUUCUGAACUUUAAUUUUAUUUUCCUGGGUGCACUUUGGGCUCCAAUUGGAUUGUUUUUAGUAUGGUUAAUUGUACCAGCACGACCGAGAGACCGUCUUUGUUUGUCUUAUUGGUACUCUUUGGCACCAUUAUAUCUUUGGUUUCUAGUAUUCUUUUUCCAGCCUCAUAAGGAAGAACGAUUUCUAUUUCCGGUUUAUCCAAUGAUUUGCUUAGCUGGGGCCAUAGCUGUGGAUGUUAUUCAAAAAUUGUAUUUCUUUAUCAGAACAAAACUUAGUCCCUUACAUAUUGCUUAUCAUUAUUUACAAUAUACUGCUCAUAUUACAUUUUUUGCUAUCUUAAUAUGUGGUCUCCUUGGUAUAUCAAGAUCAUUGGCACUAUAUAAAGGUUAUUAUGCACCAAUGGAAGUAAUGAUUGAUGCUAAUAAAUUUGGAUUAGAGGGAGAAAUACCUAAAGAUAUGUACAUAAAUUUCUGUGUUGGAAAGGAAUGGCACAGAUUUCCAGGUAGCUUCUUCUUCCCAUCAAAUAAUUGGAAACUUCAAUUUUUAAAAUCGGAAUUCAAGGGCCAGUUACCACAACCUUUCUUAGAUCAUGAAAAUGCAACUAGUGUAAUACAACCUUAUUUCAAUGAUAUGAACAGAGAGGAACCAACGCGCUAUUUUAACGUGAAUAAAUGCCAUUUUGUGUUAGAUUUGGACAUUGAUACUGAAACAGAAUUAGAACCAAAUUAUUCUCGAUUAACCGAUAAUUUUACAGUAAUCAAAUCAGCCAAAUUUUUAAAUUCCGCAAAGUCUCAUCAAUUUUUUAGAGCAUUCUAUGUACCCUUUGUGUCACAUAAAUUUUGUACAUACGGCUCGUAUAAUUUAUUACAAAAUAUUAAACUCAAAACGAUCCCUCUUUUAUCAAAAGACAAACAUACAAAAUCUUAAAUUGAAAGUACAGAACUUUUUAUUUUAAUGAACAGGGUUUUUGUCAGGGAAGUUUUUCAACUACCUUUCUGUACUUGAUAAUAAAAAUGUAAGUGAUGGUAAAAAGUAGUAAU
This is a messenger RNA of Osmia lignaria (orchard mason bee), 2010 nucleotides long. It is a transcript of the gene Alg9, whose product is annotated as alpha-1,2-mannosyltransferase Alg9. Gene Ontology annotation, biological process: protein N-linked glycosylation. The record is from RefSeq and is a predicted model, not a curated record. Gene Ontology annotation, molecular function: alpha-1,2-mannosyltransferase activity. Gene Ontology annotation, cellular component: endoplasmic reticulum membrane. NCBI's taxonomy places the organism in Eukaryota, Metazoa, Arthropoda, Insecta, Hymenoptera, Megachilidae.